AUGGCUGCAAACACGAAAUCUACGACGGGCGACGCGCCCAGAGUCGCGCGGCACGGCUACGAGUUUGGCGGGCCACUCGGCGCGUUUGCCAUCAGCUUCCUCCUGCCCGUCCUCCUCUACCUCUUCACGUUUGCCUGCAACGACGUCUCGGGCUGUCCCGCGCCCUCUCUGCUGAGCCCCUCGACCCUCGACCUCGAGACCCUCAAGCGCGAGGUCGGUUGGCCGGCAGACGGCGUCUGGGGCCUUGCCAGCUGGCGUGUCACCGGCUGGACGCUCGCCUACUACUUGCUGAGCGCCGUGCUCUACCGCGUGCUGCCGGGCACGCACACCGAGGGCGUCGUCCUCGACAACGGCGGCCGCCUCCCCUACAAGUUCAACACCGUCUACUCGACCUUGUUUACCGUCAGCCUCGUCGUGGCCGGCACGAUUGCCCAGGGCGCCGAGUUCCCGCUCUGGACGUUCAUGACCGACAACUACCUGCAGCUGCUGACGGCCAACAUCCUCAUCGCCGUGGCCCUCGCCACGUUUGUCUACCUGCGCAGCUUCAGCGUGCCCACGCCCGCCGACCGCCGGCCGGGCGACCUGCGCGAGCUGGCCGCCGGCGGCCAGUCGGGCAACGUCAUGUACGACUGGUUCAUCGGCCGCGAGCUGAACCCGCGCAUCACGCUGCCGCUGCUGGGCGAGUUCGACAUCAAGGCGUUUAUGGAGCUGCGCCCCGGCAUGCUGGGCUGGAUGCUCUUCAACUUUGCCCACGUCGCCAAGCAGUACCGCACCUUUGGCGUAGUCACCGACAGCAUCCUGUUCAUCUCGAUUGUGCAGUCCAUCUACAUUAUCGACAGCCAGAUCAUGGAGCCCGCCAUUCUGACCACCAUUGACAUCACCACCGACGGCUUUGGCAUGAUGCUGUCCUUUGGCGACCUUGUGUGGGUGCCCUUCUUGUACUCGACCCAGACGCGCUACCUGGCAAACUACCCGCUCUCGCUGGGCUGGCUCGGCGUCGUCAGCAUGGGCGCCGUGCUGCUCACCGGCUUCUCCAUCUUCCGCCUCGCCAACAGCCAGAAGAACACCUUCCGCACCAACCCGGACGACCCGCGCGUCGCCCACCUCAAAUACAUUGCCACCAAGUCGGGCUCGCGCCUGAUUGUCUCCGGCUGGUGGGGCCUGGCCCGCCACAUCAACUACUUCGGCGACUGGAUCCAGUCCUGGCCGUACAGCUUGCCGACUGGCCUGGCCGGCUAUGCCAUCCUGGCGGCCGACUCGGCGGGCGGUCUGGCCGCUGCCGCGGCGGCUGCUGCGGGAAACACCGAGGUGUUUGUCCGCUCCGACGGCCAGCUCGUUGUUCCCGGUGCUGCCCGUGGUUUCGGCAUGGUCUUCACCUAUUUUUACAUUGUCUACUUUGCCGUCCUGCUCGUCCACCGCGACCUGCGUGACGGCGAGAAGUGUGCGCGCAAAUACGGCGACGACUGGAACAAGUACAAGAAGAUUGUGCGCUGGCACAUUGUGCCCGGCCUCUACUAG
Messenger RNA from Sporothrix brasiliensis 5110, 1518 nucleotides. Its product is annotated as delta14-sterol reductase. The record is from RefSeq and is a predicted model, not a curated record. Gene Ontology annotation, biological process: ergosterol biosynthetic process. Bases 1 to 1518 code for a protein of 505 amino acids. Gene Ontology annotation, molecular function: Delta14-sterol reductase activity. The transcript has 2 exons. Gene Ontology annotation, cellular component: endoplasmic reticulum membrane. Lineage: Eukaryota; Fungi; Ascomycota; Sordariomycetes; Ophiostomatales; Ophiostomataceae.